Molecule: messenger RNA, 2026 nt
Organism: Asterias rubens (European starfish)
Lineage: Eukaryota; Metazoa; Echinodermata; Asteroidea; Forcipulatida; Asteriidae
Exons: 2
Coding region: 353-1951 (532 amino acids)
Source: RefSeq, a predicted model, not a curated record
GUUACGUCUUUUGGUAUAGCGCCCUCUCGUGUUGCGCUAGUGCUCUUCGCCAAUAAGUUUUCUGUAGAAUUCGGUUUUCGUCAAACCACUCAGUAGAAAGUGCCUCUUUUUCACCUUGAAGGCCGUUUAUGACCUGUAGUUACCUUGAAGUCUAUCUAGUGGUUGAAGAUGACGAGAAGAGUAGUGUUUUGAGCAGAGGUUUAUAUUGUUGAGGACAUCUUGAGCCCGAAGAGAGAACAAUUCUUUUUACCGUUUUGUGGUACACUACACAUUGGUUAUCUGUUUGGAGUAGAGGGCGCCCCGGCUCCCCAAGUCCUUCACAGUAAAAAGAAUUCUCCAAGACUGGCUCAAGAUGAUUGAAGAAAUCAACUCCGACGAUGUAACUUGUGCCACGUCCCAGCGCGCUGAUUCAUCACCGAGAACCGCUGGAAGUUUCAAGUCAACCACAAGCUCAGCAGCUAUACUGGCUCGUGCAAAGGCUCUGUCCUUGAAAACCAAGAUGGAUUUUACUCAUAAAGAAGCGGAUCUUCGUCGUCAAGAAGCUGAGUUGAGGCGCCAAGAGGAAGAGGUCGCACGCAGUUUACUUAUUCUGGGUGCAGAGAAGGAAUAUGCUAUGGCUGAAGUGGAAGCAGAAUUCCUGGAAUCGGCUGCUUUGAAAGAACACUCCCUCUACACCCAAGAAAAUUUGCAGCUGCCUACAGCCGACUCCGCCGUUCGCACCCAUGAUUAUGUCUCCAAACAUUUCCUAAGAGGAAACGAAUUGGAAAAAACUGAAACAAAGUGUGACAUGUCAAAUGUACAGAGACCACAAAUUGCAGCAGAAGCAGUAACUGAUGUUGAGUUAAAGUCAAACAAAGAAGAUACAAAGGUGACCCAAGUACCCGGUAAAGUUGACCAGACAACGGAAUUCCCCAAUCAAGCUAUGAAGGAGCAGCUGAAUUCCAUAAGCAACAUGUUGGUCCAAAAAGAGUUAGUGAAAAGUAGUUUGAGAAAGUUUCGCUGCAACGCAGGAGAAUACCGAGCUUGGAAAGGCAGCUUCAAGCAGGCUACCAAGGACCUUGAUCUCAAACCCUUCCAAGAGAUGAACCUCAUCCUAGAUUCUAUCGAGGGGGAAACCAAGUCCCUUGUCCAGAAGAUUUAUGCUAUCCAUGUCAACAAGCCUGAUUUGGGACUUCAAAGGGUAUGGUCAUACCUAGAUGAGAAGCAUGGCUCACCGGAAGCAAUCGAACAUGACUUGAUGAUGAGAGUGGAGCUGUUCCAAAAGAUCUUACCAAGGGCCAGCACAAAACUUGAGGAAUUUGGGUAUCUCCUUCUAGAAGUCCAAUACGUCAAGGAAUCCAAGCAGUACCCAGGUUUACUAGUUUUGGAUUCUUCACGGGGGUUACAGCCUUUGGUUCAGAAGCUCCCAGAAUGGCUCCAAAUGAAGUGGCGUCAAAAGGGCUCCCAGUACAAAGAAAGGCACGCUGUGAUGUUUCCGCCAUUUGAGGUUUUCGUCGCUUUUGUACAGGGCCACGCCCGAGUACAGAACGAUCCAAGCUUCCAGUUCACCGAUGUUGUCAAAAGCAGUGGCGACCGCACACCACAGAAAUCGGCUUUCACAGUGAGAAAAACUGGAGUGAUGGACACACCUUCAGUGGACGAGACACCUUGUUGCCCCAUCCAUAACACCCCACACGCCUUGAAAGAUUGUCGUGUCUUUAAGGACAUAUCUCCAGAAGAGAAGAUCACCGUUCUGAGGGAGAACUAUAUGUGCUUUCGAUGUCUUCAACCCAACCACCAGAUCAAGGACUGCAAAUCUAAAGUGAACUGCAAUAUCUGCGGAAAAGGUCAUCUUAAUGUUAUGCACAGACCAGUACUGAGCCGUGAACUAACAUCUUUCUUAAUAAGCCAGACUGCAUCCGCUACUGGGGAGAGUGACGAGCAACCCCAGACCCUUGCUGCCAGACAGUAACGUCCCAGAGUUGCCCUUGAACCUGUCGCCGAGAAGGAUCGUUAAUUGUUCAGAAGAAUCCCAUGAGGUUCUGGA